Messenger RNA from Galendromus occidentalis (western predatory mite), 1555 nucleotides. RefSeq names its product transaldolase (gene Taldo). Gene Ontology annotation, biological process: carbohydrate metabolic process; pentose-phosphate shunt; pentose-phosphate shunt, non-oxidative branch. Gene Ontology annotation, molecular function: transaldolase activity. NCBI's taxonomy places the organism in Eukaryota, Metazoa, Arthropoda, Arachnida, Mesostigmata, Phytoseiidae. The record is from RefSeq and is a predicted model, not a curated record. Gene Ontology annotation, cellular component: cytoplasm; intracellular anatomical structure. The coding region runs from base 346 to 1341 and encodes 331 amino acids. The transcript is spliced from 4 exons.
UGCACACCAGGAUAGUCUCGUCGUCUCGACUAUCCUGAUGUGUACGGCGAAUACCUUCAAAAAAAAAGGAGUUGGACUUAAGUACGUCUAGAGUUUGCUGAAUGCUUGCGAGAAGCUGGCCUCACUAUCGCUCUGGUAUGCAUCAAGACUCCCCUGCAUCGGCUUCUUUAGAUCAAUGCUUCAUAACCGCGGGGCGAUCCAAAUAUGACGGGUAUUUCGUUGUUCUGCCCCGCCAACGUGCUUCCCCCUCACUCAAUAACCACCUGCCGCCGCUUCCAAGGAUAGCUUUCUCCUCUCCCGGGUGCUGACAAGCAGGGAUAAAAAAGAGAGGAGUCCGCGGAAACAAUGAGUCCCAUCGUUGCGAAGAAACCCAAGAUGUCAAGCCUAGAAAACUUGAAGAAACUUACGGUGGUGGUUGCCGACACCGGCGACUUCGAAGCGAUGCGAGAAUACAAACCAACGGAUGCUACGACAAACCCAUCAUUGAUCUUGCAAGCAGCUAAGCUCCCCCAGUAUGCAACCCUCAUCGACGAAGCUGUUGCGUACGGCAAGUCGAGAGGCAGAUCGCCGAGUCAACAGCUUGAAGAGGCCAUGGACAAAUUAUUCGUACUUUUUGGGAACGAAAUUCUCAAGAUAGUCCCCGGACGGGUGUCGACCGAAGUCGACGCUCGACUCUCUUUCGACAAGGAGGCCUCCAUCACCAAGGCUCUCAAGCUUAUCGGACUUUACAAAGAGCUGGGAGUCGACAAGGAGCGCAUUCUCAUCAAGUUGGCUUCUACUUGGGAAGGCAUAGAGGCUGCGAGGGUUCUUGAGAAGAAUCAUGGGAUUCACUGCAACAUGACUCUCCUGUUCAAUUUCACACAGGCUGUCGCAUGCGCGGAGGCCGGAGCGACUCUCAUUUCUCCAUUCGUCGGACGGAUCCUUGAUUGGCAUGUGGCUAAUACAGACAAGAAAUCAUUCGAACCCCUCGAGGACCCCGGAGUGAAGAGCGUCACGAAAAUCUAUAAUUACUACAAGAAGUUUGGUCACAAAACAGUCGUCAUGGGAGCCUCGUUCAGAAAUAUCGGGGAAGUGAAGGCUCUCGCCGGUUGUGAUCUCUUGACGAUAAGUCCUAAGUUACUCAAAGAGUUGGCGGACUCUUCCGAUGAUGUGCCGCAACAUCUCAGCGCAGACAAAGCUAAAAAUCUUGACAUGGAGGAAGUUCCGGCGGACGAGAAACACUUCAGAUGGGACAUGAAUGAGGAUAAGAUGGCGAAUGAUAAAUUGUCCGAAGGAAUCAGGAACUUCGCGGCUGAUUCUCGUAAACUGGAAGCCCUCAUCCAAGAAAAGCUCAAACUUUGAAUUCUCGUCGCGCGGAACGGAGCUCCCUUCCUUCAACGCGGAUGCCCUAGUAAAGGCACGAUCGGUUCUGGGAGGGCGUGCAUCUCUGGAGAGAAGCCUCAGGGAAAUUUCUUGUAAAUCCGCGUGUUCGACGCUUCGGAGAGCAAUCGCAUGUGGAUUUGCUAGAAAAUUGACAUCGGUGCUCCAAUAAAGGUCGGAACGAUGAUUUUUGUAA